Molecule: messenger RNA, 3131 nt
Organism: Oncorhynchus mykiss (rainbow trout)
Lineage: Eukaryota; Metazoa; Chordata; Actinopteri; Salmoniformes; Salmonidae
Product: voltage-dependent calcium channel gamma-7 subunit
Biological process (GO): neurotransmitter receptor internalization; neurotransmitter receptor transport, postsynaptic endosome to lysosome; regulation of AMPA receptor activity
Cellular component (GO): postsynaptic density membrane; AMPA glutamate receptor complex
Molecular function (GO): voltage-gated calcium channel activity; channel regulator activity
Source: RefSeq, a predicted model, not a curated record
GGAAAAUUGCACAAUCCGUCAAAGCUCCCUAGCGCGCGGAUCUUUCGACGGCUGCACCAUUAAUUUGGACGGUCGGAAAGAAAGCUGAUGUCAGACCUACUUUCCUGUCCCUGCUUUAAAUACUGCAUUCUUCAUGCCAGUUGGCCGAGCCUGCUGACAGUGGAACAUAUUGCCGCCUCAACAGAAAACGACACCCUUCCUGAGCCUUCAUUGGCCGCUUAGCUGGGAAUAUCAACUGUGGGGCUGGUCAGAAAGAACGAGCAUGUUCAGCACGCGGGCACUCACGCUCCUGUCCUCUGUGUUUGGGGCUUGCGGCCUGCUCCUGGUGGGCGUGGCUGUGUCCACAGACUAUUGGCUGCUGAUGGAGGAGGGCGUGGUUCUGCAGCAGAACCAGAGCAUGGAGGUCAGGAUGGCCCUGCACUCCGGCAUGUGGAGGGUCUGCUUCGUGGCAGGACCUGAAAAGGGGAGAUGUGUAGCAUCGGAAUACUUCACCACUGAAGCUGAGAUAGACAUCGUGACCGAAAACACUGCAAAUAUACUAAAGAUGGUACGGACGGCCACACCGUUCCCCAUGGUUUCGCUGCUUUUCGUCUUCACCGCCUUCGUCAUCAGUAACAUCGGACACAUCCGGCCCCAGCGCACCAUCCUAGCCUUCAUCUCUGGAAUCUUCUUCAUCCUCUCAGGGCUGAGCCUGGUGGUGGGCCUGGUCCUCUACAUCAGCAGCAUCAACGACGAGGUGAUGAACCGGCCACGUGAGCCCGAGCACUUCUUCCACUACCACUACGGCUGGUCCUUCGCCUUCGCUGCCAGCUCCUUCCUCCUCAAAGAGGGGGCUGGGGUGAUGUCAGUGUAUCUCUUCAUGAAGCGCUACGCCGAGGAGGAGAUGUACCGGCCCCACCCAUCCCUCUACCGCCCCCGCCUGUCCGAGUGCAGCGACUACAGUGGCCAAUACCUUCAUCCCGAGUCGUGGCCUCCUCCAAAGAGGGGCCGCAGCGCGUCUGAAGUCUCCAGCGACAUCUCCAUCCAGCUGAACCAGACGCCCCCGCCGCCCAAGGGCAGCUCCAUGCAGCAGCAGCAGGCCCCGUCCUCUGGCCCCUCCUCGGGCGCCAGCUACCAGCCGUCCUCCUCCUCCUCCUCCUACCCCCACCACUCCAUGUCCUCCCACCCCCUCCACUCCAGCCACCACACCAUGUCCUCCCACCCCAGCGGGCCCCCUCCCCAGUCCAUGCCCAUGGCCAUGCCUCCCUCUGCCCAGCCCCCUCCCCGAUACCACCAACACAUGCACAUGAGUGCCUCGCCGUGCUAGAAGGGGGGAGUGAGGGAUGAGGGAGGGAGGGAGGGGAGGGGGGGAUAGACAGAGCAGGGGUUGGCUCUGUCGUACGUCCAACACACAGAGACAGAUGCAAACGCACACACACACACACAUGCACACAUACGUGCACACACAGAAGUGUGGGAGGAGAGAUGGAAGAGGGGAGAAAGGAAGGAUAUUUAGGAGAUCAAGAGAAAGAAGGGAAUAAACGAAGGAAAGAAAACGAGAUGGGUGGAGGAUGAUUCACAAUUGAUGCUGUGCUUAAAAUGAAGACAGAUAUUUUAAAAGAGGGAGAGAGAGAGAGGGAGGGAUAUGAUCAUCAUUUACACAAUAAGAAAAAGAGGGAGGAGGGGGGGGUUUAAUAAGAAAGGGUGAUGCUGUUUCAGAAGAAAAAGAAUUUCGCAUUUCAAGCACUAACACACACAAGAAUCAAGAACAAAUUGUAUAUGCAUAGAGAUUUAUACUUAAACUGUAUAGACAUUUUUCUUUCUCUAAGUCCUGGAAAAACAAAUGUUGAAAUCUUAACCAUGUUUGUCUUUCAUGAGAUGUGUAUUCCUGUAUGAUUAGUUCUAUCAUUUCAUUCAUCGUUUGUAUUUGAGAGGCAAGAAUUGUGAGUACGAAGACGGAAAUCUGAGACAUCUGAAGAUCAUUCAAGAGGGUUCUGUGACUUAUCUGCACAUACUGUAACAUCUCAGAUUCCCCAAGGGUUCCAAAAUUGUUCUUCGGCUUUCCCCAUAGGACAACCCAUUUUGGUUCCAGGUAGAACCCUUUUUUGGUUCCAUGUAAAAUCCUCUGUGAAAAGGGUUCGACAUGGAUUCUAAAAGGGGUCUAGCUGGAACCAAAAGGGUUCUACCUGGAAAGAAAAAGGGUUUUUUCUCCAAUGAGGACAGCUGAAAAAAACCUUUAGGUUCUAGCUAGCAUCUUUUGUGUGUGUGUGUGUGUGUGUGUAUAAAUGUCCAGGUCAUAGGCUUCAGCAUCCAUAAAAAAACACUUGAAUUGUUGUUUCAUGUUUUUGACUAAAAUGCCAUGGUAACAAAGAAAAUCCAGAACUUUCCAACAUUUAGAAAUAUUUAUUUCUGAGAAUAUAAAAAAAAAGCACCCAUUUUACUACGAAGAAUGAGAGCCUAUUUGCAGAUUCCAUGAGACAUAUGAUCCUCCUUUGAUUGCUAAUUAGCUUGAGUGUUCAUAUUCUGUAGCACAUGGCUGCUUACCAGUAGAGUAUCUUCCUUCUAUUCAUAGUUACCAAAAGAGCUUCCCAUACAGCAAUGGAGUAGAUUGAUGAAGUAAAGACUGUGUUUGUUUUGAAAUGUUUACUUUUCUCCUUCUGACUGUGACUCGGUAUAUAUAAUACAUGCUGCCUAUGUAGCCUACCUAAUGCACAACAUGUUUACAUUCUAUUCUGAUGUUUAUUGGUAUCCUUAUACUAAAUGCAACACACACGCACACACACACACACACACAAACCAGCUGCCACAGUCCUGCUAUAACUACAAUUACUACUAUUUCUACUACUAAUAUCAAAAGAAAGAUUGUGACCAUUAUCAUUAUCUAUGUUUAUAAACAUCUGUAUUAUAAUAAUGUAAGUAAAUGCAACUAUAUAUGAAUAUAUAAUAAAACCAUAGAGGAUGUGUGAGAAAGAAAGUGAGAGGCUGAUAAGAGUUUAACAAUGUCUAAUAUAAAGCACAGAAAUCAACAUUGAGUGUACCAAACAUUAGAAACCCCUCCUCCCCCCUCAAUUUGUCGGGGCAUGGACUCUACAAGGUGUCGAAAGUGUUCCACAGGGAUGCUGAACCAUGUUGACUCCAACGCUUCCCACAGU